Messenger RNA from Spodoptera littoralis (African cotton leafworm), 1458 nucleotides. The record is from the annotation of a GenBank genome assembly. Lineage: Eukaryota; Metazoa; Arthropoda; Insecta; Lepidoptera; Noctuidae.
AUGAACAAGAUGUGUGGUGUUUGGUACCUCGUCCUCGGUUUCCUGGCGCUCCCGGGCCCUUCCUGCAGCAACUCAGAUAAUUUAGCACUUCUCUUGGACACUCUCAAGAUAAUACAGAGGGCAGUUUGCAACGACGAGACGGUAGCCCUAGCAUGUCCCCGAGGCACCACCAUCAGCAUACAAGUAGCUCAGUAUGGAAAAGCUGGAGAGGAACAAGGAUGUCCAGCUUUGAGUACUGAGCUGGCCGAGGAGAACAAAAAUUGUAAGAGGCCAAAUGCCAUGCAGUACUCAUUACUGCAGACGGUGGUGGAAGCUUGCCAGAAGAAACCACAGUGCAAGUUCAGUACGCUACCAAUGGCCGGGCUUGUAGACCCUUGUCCGACGCAGAGCAAGUACGUUGAGGUCGCUUAUAAGUGCCGUCCGUAUGAGUUUCGAAGCAGAACUGGCUGUGAAGGUGAGAUGAUCAAACUGAGUUGCAAUCCUCACUCCAGGAUCGCGAUCUUCGAUGCUCAGUACGGCAGGACAGCUUUUGAAGCAAUCACAUGCCCUCAGACACAAGGCGUUCCGGAUGAAAUUUUGUCUGCAGCAUGCGUGACUCCUCAUGCAGUGAAGACAGUCAUCCAGCUCUGCCUCGGAAGACGCCGGUGUCAGAUACCCGCCAACAACAGAACGUUCAACUCAUCUUGCAAUUAUUUAUCGAGGCCAUAUUUGAAAGUCGUUUAUGCUUGUGUACCACUGGGUGUUCUAUCAGAAAAAUAUGAAAGUGCAAGUGAAGGGGACGAACAAACUACAAAUUUUGACCACACCAAAGCACUUUUUGAUGAAUCAGAAGAAGCUGGUGAGAAAUGGGGAGAGCCGAACGCAGAUCGAGCCCUACAACCAUCCAUAAGUGAUUAUAAUGUUCCUACAACACGCCCAGAAGUGGAAGUAACAACCAUACAACAACCAAAAAAGACUGCCGACAGAAAUGAAGAACCACCGCGCAGUAAUUCGAUAUUGGUGUUAUCCGUUAGUAUAGGACUGCUUAUUUUCAUUAUCAUAAUUGGGGCAUUCAUUACUAUCAGAUGUUACAUUAAUCGCAGAACGAACCUUUCCAAAAAUGGAGAUAUGUACACAACUGAAGCCCCAAACGUUUUCAACGAUGCUUUUUCCGAUAUUGACAAUGACGCAGAUAUUAGCCACAUAUCUGGGACGUUCCACGAUCCAAUGCACCCCGACAUGAUUUUGUACAAAAAUGUCCCCGGCACCAGAGGUACUCUACGAGCUAUGAAGCCGCUGUGUACAAUUUAUCCUUCUACAGCAGAAGCAAAUAUGUACGGUAACGUAGACUAUGUGCCUUCACACACAACUGCACCUAGGUUUACUAGGAGCAGAAGUAAUGAAGAGGAGGUAGAAUCUAAUGUAAUGACGAGCCCAAGAAGUUUAGGAGCGCAUUCCACGAAUUAUUACUAUGGCUGA